Messenger RNA from Dinoponera quadriceps, 2200 nucleotides. Its product is annotated as pro-resilin-like. Lineage: Eukaryota; Metazoa; Arthropoda; Insecta; Hymenoptera; Formicidae. The record is from RefSeq and is a predicted model, not a curated record. Gene Ontology annotation, cellular component: extracellular matrix. The transcript has 4 exons. Bases 1 to 1905 code for a protein of 634 amino acids.
AUGUUCAAGAUCGCGGUAACGACGUUCAUCAUGACGCUGGCUGUGGCGCGUUCGGAGCCGCCGGUCAACUCUUACCUAUCUCCGAGGACAGGAACCUCCGGUGCUAACGGCGGUCAGGCCGACCUGUCGGCGCAAUACGGAGCGCCAGGUUUCGGUAACGGGGGUGGUAUUAAUAGAAACGCUGGCGCAACAAGUAUCAACGGACACGGUAGCGCAGGUAAUGGCCCGUCGAAGCUUUACGACUCGCCCGUCGGGGGAAACGCCGUUGGAAAUAGCCUAGGCGGGUCUCAAGGAAACGGAUUUGGGAUUGGUCCACCCUCCAGCUCGUACGGCGUCCCCAAUGGCGCUGGGAGACCACUGUCGAGCACCUACGGCGUUCCUGACGCGAACGGAAAUAACGGGGGUGAUUUUGGAAACGGCGGCAACGGAGGCGGACCGUCGACUAGUUACGGCGUUCCAGGCGCGAAUGGGAACAACGGGGGUGGUUUUGGAAACGGCGGCAACGGAGGCAGACCGUCGACUAGUUACGGCGUUCCAGGCGCGAAUGGGAACAACGGGGGUGGUUUUGGAAACGGAGGCAACGGAGGAAGGCCAUCAACCAGUUACGGCGUUCCAGGCGCAAACAGGAAUAAUGGGGGUGGUUUUGGAAAUGGUGGCAACGGGAGGAGACCAUCGACUAGUUACGGAGUUCCCGGUGCGAAUGGGAACAACGGGGGUGGUUUUGGAAACGGUGGCAACGGAGGCGGACCGUCGACUAGUUACGGCGUUCCAGGCGCGAAUGGGAACAACGGGGGUGGUUUUGGGAACGGAGGUAACGGAGGAAGACCGUCGACUAGUUACGGUGUUCCUGGCGCGAACAAAGAUAACGGAGGUGGUUUCGGAAACGGAGGUAACGGAGGAAGACCGUCGGCCAGCUAUGGCGAACCCGGUGCGAGCGGGAAUAAUGUCGUCAAUGGAAACGGGAACGGCAAACAUCACUUCGGCGGCGGCGGUAAUAACGGCGGAGGACCGUCGAACGGCUACGGACCACCGGGGGGUGGGAACGGGCACAGGACGAACGGAGUAAAUGGAUUCGGCGGAGGAGGAUUGUCCGGUGGUUACGGUGCACCGAACCGAGGUGGAAACGGUAACAAUAACGGCUAUCCAUCUGGAAGUGCAAACGGUAACGGCGGGGCUAACGGUUAUCCAUCCGGAGGACCGAAUGGUGGUACCAACGGUUAUUCGUCCGGAGGUCCGAGUGGAAACACAGGCAGUUUCGGAAACGGCGGUGGUGGUGGUGGUGGAAACGGCGCAGGCGGUGGUUACAACGGUAACGCGCAGGAAGGGAGUACCGAGCCAGCGAAGUACGAAUUUUCGUACGAGGUGAAGGACGAGCAAUCCGGCAGUGAUUACGGCCACACGGAAACUAGAGACGGCGACCGUGCCCAGGGCGAGUUCAACGUUUUGCUUCCCGACGGUAGGAAGCAGAUCGUCGAGUACGAAGCUGAUCAGGAUGGAUUUAAACCGCAAAUUAGAUACGAGGGCGAAGCGAAUACCGGCGGAUACGGCGGCGGGUCGAAUGGUAACGACGGUUAUUCUUCUGGUAGACCGGAUAACGAAGGCGGCGGCUUUGCGGAUAAUUCUGGAUUUAACGGAGGUAAUAGAAGCGGUAAUGGUGGUUAUCCAAACGGUGGUCCAGCCGAGGGAAAGCCCGGCGGAUUUAACGGCGGAGGCGGCAACGGUUAUCAAUCGGGAAGAUCAGGAGGGCAGUCCUUUGGUCGAGAUAAUAAUGGUGGUUUGAGCGGCGAUAACGGUGGAUACUUCUCUAAUGCUCUUAGCAAUAAUAUCGGUGAUACAUUUAAAGGAGGCAACGAUAACGUCGGGAAUAAUAGACAAAACGGUGGUAAUGGUGGAUAUCAAUAUUAAGUAACACAUAGUUCGUUAGAAAUAAGUAUUCCCACUUAGGGCAAUUUUGCAACAGAAAUCGAAAAAGCGCGACCGAAGGAAUCUGCUCGUUGUAAAUUUAUUUGUAUAUUUAGUUGAAUACUAUUGAGAGGUCAGAUGGAAAUAUCUUUCAUGCCCAGGUAGAACAUAACGAUGAUGACGAUGACGUCAAAUUGGCGAGAAAAUGACUAUAAGAACUUUCACUUUUCGAACAUUUUGUCAUCAUUCGGACGUCAUUUUGACGUCAUUGUAUGUUUCAUCUGGAUAACUCGCAAAG